Molecule: messenger RNA, 413 nt
Organism: Geodia barretti
Lineage: Eukaryota; Metazoa; Porifera; Demospongiae; Tetractinellida; Geodiidae
Source: the annotation of a GenBank genome assembly
CAACAACCAAUACAGACAAAAGUCAUCGAAAUAUAGUGCUGUUACUAGCCGCUCCAGAAAUCUCCAGCAAGUUGGAGCUCAUCAUUUUGCAGAUCUCAGUCCAGUAAUCGAAACUCAACUCAAUAACCAUGCGUCAAGCAGCAGUACGGAGCUCUUUUUUACACCGACUUUGCAAAUCCGCACUCUUUCUUACUCUAUUACCACUACUCGUUCACUCUCAAGGAAGUGACACAGUUAAUAGCAAUUGCAACCGAAACUGCGAUGGACAUGAACUGGAUCAAGUCUGUGCAUCAAACGGAGUCACAUACGAUAACAGAUGUGAAAUGGAACUGGCUGCCUGCCGCGAAAACAUUGAGCUAGUUGUUCGAGACAACGGCCCAUGCAAUGAACCAGUGGCACUUAUAAAAUCUGGG